Molecule: messenger RNA, 279 nt
Organism: Penicillium vulpinum
Lineage: Eukaryota; Fungi; Ascomycota; Eurotiomycetes; Eurotiales; Aspergillaceae
Exons: 2
Coding region: 1-279 (92 amino acids)
Source: RefSeq, a predicted model, not a curated record
AUGGGCAAGCUGAUUCGUCAACCUGCCUGUUGUUCUUUCUCUUUGUCCCUGGAACCCGUAAUUCUCCACAACCAAGAACAUUACCCCCACUACCUAUGUCAAUCACUGCUCAGUCUUCAACUUAGAAGCCUCAUCGUCAAUGAAUUUUGUCGAGACUGGAGCAACUUGUUCUUCUGCCAAUGUGCCACUAUUGUGAAAAUGUCAUCUGAAGUGGCCGUUAAAAUCGGUGCUCACGUCAACUUUAUCGAAGCCAAGAAUAUGAUCUAUCCAAGAAUAUGA